AUGGGAGCUCCAAAUGACACAGUGGUGACUGAAUUCAUCUUGAUUGGGUUGUCUGAACACCCCCAAGCACAGGCUGUGCUCUUUUGCUUCCUCUUGCUGGUAUACCUCAUAAGCUUUCUUGGGAAUAGCUUCAUCAUCAUAUUGAUUAUUGUAGACUCUCAUCUUCAUUCUCCCAUGUAUUUCUUUCUUUGCAUCCUCUCCUCAGUGGAUCUCAUCCUCUCCAACAAUGUAAUUCCUGAAAUCCUGGUCAACUGCUUCUUUUACAGGCCCACAAUCUCCUUCUAUAGGUGCUUGGUUCAGAUGUAUGUCGGUCUAUUACUCGUUGUAAUAGAAUGUCUUCUUCUGGCUGUCAUGGCAUAUGACCGCUUUGCAGCAAUAUGUCGGCCACUCCACUAUAUGCAAAUCAUGAGCUGGAGAUUUUGUACUGGUUUAGUGUCUUUAUGUGUGGUCCUUGCAUCACUAAAUACCUUGAUGAACAUUUUGUUGCAACCAACUGACUUCUGUGGGCAAAAUGUUAUUAACCAUUUUGGAUGUGAGCUACAAUCGUUCCUCAAACUGGCCUGCUCUGGCACACACGCUCCAGAGCUCUAUAUGCAAGUUAGCAGCAUCUUUGACCUAAUACCCCCCUUUGGCUUCAUUGUUCUGACAUACGGGCGCAUAGUCUUAGCGGUCCUGCGCAUUCGCUCAACACAUGGACGGAAGAAAGCCUUCUCCACCUGUAGUUCGCACAUUACGGUGGUCAGUAUCUUUUACGGUACAAUCAUGAUCAUGUACUUGAAACCUCAAGAAAAAUCUGCUUCGGAUCAAGAUAAGAUCAUAUCUUUAAUGUACGUGGUUUUUACUCCCUUGCUCAACCCCCUGAUCUACAGCUUGAGGAACAAGGAGGUGAAGGGAGCUUUCUGGAGGUUGUUUGGAAGGAAAACGUCUGAAUAA
This is a messenger RNA of Heteronotia binoei (common prickly gecko), 933 nucleotides long. RefSeq names its product olfactory receptor 13H1-like. Gene Ontology annotation, biological process: G protein-coupled receptor signaling pathway. The coding region runs from base 1 to 933 and encodes 310 amino acids. Gene Ontology annotation, molecular function: olfactory receptor activity; G protein-coupled receptor activity. The transcript has a single exon. NCBI's taxonomy places the organism in Eukaryota, Metazoa, Chordata, Lepidosauria, Squamata, Gekkonidae. Gene Ontology annotation, cellular component: membrane. The record is from RefSeq and is a predicted model, not a curated record.